AUAAACUUUUUAUAAAUACACUAAUAUUAAAAUUUUACUGCGAUUAUUUAUGUUAAAUAAUGGAAGCGAAAACGAUUUUCAGCAAAAUAAUAAAACUUGGACAAAAUAACAGUGAACGUGAAGAAUUAUAUAAAUUUUGCAAAUUAAAACUCGAACAGGUGACUGAUGAAAUUCCUCGUAGAAUACUACUUAAUGAUGGAGCUAACUUGUUGGAUUGUAUUUUCAAUGGCUUACCAGACAAUACAUCCAAAAUUAAAGUUAAGGUAAUUGAUAUAGUACUAAAAACAAUGAGAAAAGAAUCAACGUCUCUUACUCACUGUGGUGAUGUGAUAAGCAGACUGUGCUUAGAAUUGCCAAGAUUGCCAUUAGAACACUUAGUAAGAUGGAGCAGUGAUAGUGUUCAAUCUAUAGUAGAUGACAGUGAUGUUAAUAUGAUUUGGAGAGACAUAUUACCAGAGUGCCUUAAUGCUAUUUUGUUACACGACAAUGUCAAAUAUUGUGGUUCUGAAUUGUCAGGAGUUGAAUUUAAAGUGCAGAGUGUGCACACAUUGUGUCAAUGCCGAUGGAAUGAGAAGCAGUUGGUGCAGUUGACAGCUAUGUUUAAAGAUAUUCAACUGUUGCGCACUGAUCACAGACAAGUUGUAAACAAGAUUUGUUCAUACAUGGUCGAUAUAUCACCUGAUGCCCUGCCUCCACUUGUCCACCAAUUGCUCAAGUUAUGCAAGUUAUAUAAUGUUGAAAUUGUUCUCGCUCACUUGAGUCAUUACUUUAAUGUAAGACUAUACAGCAAGCUGGAGCCUCCGCCUCAAGACUCAGAGUCAACCACAAUGGAUGUUGAUGAUAUAGUUCAACACAGCCCCGCGGAGAUGAGUAGAUGUUUGUCUACAUGCCUGUACCAUAUAUCACAAGGAGCGGCGGAACCAGAACUCAUUCGCAAGCAUAUAAAACAGUGGCCUAAAACCCAACUGUUAAGAACACCAUUCCUCAUUGACCUUUCCCUCGCUAUCUCGGAUAAGGGUGCGGAUUUCAAAUCAGUUUGUUUGGAUGUAAUAAAGUCGGCGAUAGAGUUUCGUAUAUUAGACGAGCUGAAAAGCAAAGAGUCUGCGUGGGUUCGCUCUGUGUUGCCGCCGGACGUAGAUAUUGUUAGCGUGCUCAAAGUCCUCACUACUGAGAGCGCUAAUCACCGGCAAUUAACGGUGGUGGGUCUCAUAAACCUCGCCUUCUGUUUGCUCUCCGUAUCCCGAAUAAAGCCCACGGCCCAAGCGUGCUGGUCACACGGAAAGCUGAUUCUGGUGCGGCUGUGCAAAGCUCAGCCCGAGACCGCCGGACACAUCCUCAGUCAACUAGCUGAUAAAAUUUUCGGAGACUACAGCCAACAUCAGUACACCGACUGCCUGUACGUGCUGUGCAAGCUGUCGCCGGCGGCCGUGGAGCGCAGCGCGCAGCUGGCGGGCGCGCUGGAGAGCUGCGCGCCGGCGGGCGAGCGCGUGUACGGCGCCGUGCGGCCGCUGCUGCCCUACAGCGCGCGCGUGCGCGACACGCUCGUCAUGGUCUGCCGCAAGGGGCUCUACUCGCGGGACUCCAGCUACCGCUGCUUAGCCCUCUUUGGGUUUUUGACGGUGUUAAAAUAUAUGAAGUUAUCAAAAGAACUCUCAUCGAGUCAAAGCGGCGCCAGCGAUCAGUUCAGCGCGCACUCCUACCUCACGCAGCUCACCGUGGACAUGCACGCUACGAGCCAGGGCGCUGCGAUAACGUCUCGAGUUCGCAACGAAACGAUAUGUUUGGAGGUGCUUUCGAUUCUACGUCGUUGUCUCGUGCAAGAUGCUGCUGUCAAACAAUUAUUGUACACUGAGAUGUACGACUGUACAAAAGACAAGCCAGCUCUACACGAGACGAUCUUGGAACUGUUCUAUGAUCACUUGAAUAAGUAUUUACCCGAUGAUGAUGAUGAAACCUCCGUGUUACUCUUCGACAAGUGUGUACAAUUAUCAAGCAUCGGUGCUACUCUAACAGAUCCCAUCGGUCGGCUGUUGUACGUGAUAGCGCAGUUCUUACAAGUGGAAGAGGAUGAGUCGGAAGACGUCCUCGGUAGUCAGAGCGAAAACGGCGCUACCUUCCUCAGGAGAAAACUUAUGGAUAUUAUGGAAAAACUGUGCAAGAGCGAUCUCUCGGCUGUGAUACAAAUGGACGACACAGGUCUAAAUGAUCUGACACCAGAGUCCAAAGCAAAAAAUAUAAAAGUACAACAGACGUUGCAGUGCUAUGAAGCGCUCAUUGCGCAUCGCAUCAUGCAAUGGAACCCUCAGAACUCUAACGCCAACUCCGUGCAUCACUUGUAUAAGGCUUACAAUCAGCUGUUGGAUAAUUCUAAGGGAUCUCCGAAAACAGGUAAAAAGAGUAAAUCAUUAAACGAAACUAAGGAAACGGUGAAAUCACAAAAGACCCAAAAGUCACAAAAAUCACAGAAGGAGAAAGGUAAAUCACCGAAGAAGGUGUCCAAUGCGGUCAAAGACCGAGCCGGACCCUUUAAGCCCCUCCCGUGCCUGUGGGACUUGCAACUGUGCAUGCGAGUAUUGGACCUCCUGUACGGCGAGAACGUCCCGUGGUCGUCAGUGGAGCAGCGCAACCACAUCCGCGCGCGCAGCGACUUCCACGCGUUCGCGCUGCGCGGCGCGCAGACGGCGCUGGGGGGGGCCGCGCCGCGCGCCGCCCGCGCGCCCGCCCUGCGCGCCGCCGCGCUGCUGCACGCGCGCGUGCUCUGCCGAUUUCAGGAUAUGUGCGAUUUCGAUGAGCACACAACACUAGCUUGUCUAGAACUCUACAAGACGUGCCUGAGCCUGUUACUAUCGCCGGCAUUCUCUUUGAAGUUAGAUGACGUCAUGUCUGGUAUAAUUGGCAAUAACGACAAACCAGCUACAGCUUGCCUUGCGGAGAUUCUUGAAAGUUUACAUUCAGCGCUGACAUACAUAGAAACAGAGGCAGCCGAAGAAGAUUUGGAUAUGGUCAGAAAGAAGAUACUUACGACUCUCGUUCAGAUCUCUAUCUUACUUUUGGAGGUACCGAUUGUACCUUGCAAUCAGUUAACUGGGGCGACGCUGAAGCUGGAGGAGCUGGCGCGGCGCAGCAGGCAGGCGGAGGCGCUGGCGCUGGCGGGCGCGCUGCUGGCCGCGCAGCCGGAGCCCGCGCUGCUCUCCGACUUGCUGCUCAAGCUCAGCGUCGAGCUGGGCCUCAUCGACGAAGAAGACAGUUCAGCUGGCCAAGAAACGAGCAAUUUCCCAACGAUAGACUCCCGCUCCGGUCAUAUGGUUCUGGGUCAAGUAUGCGUUCACCUGAGCAAUCGAUUUAAAACCACUGAACAUUUGCUCAGCAGAGCAAGAGAUCUCACAGCCGCGCUGAGCAUUGCUGUUCACUCGCACCAGCAGCGGAUAGAUCGAGAACUGCAAGAGCUGUACAAGUCAAUUGUAAUCCAACUGUGCCAACUGACGACGUGGACGACCGAGACAGCCAAGUUACGGUGUUGCAUCGGCGGCGGGAGCGACAAAGUGUUGAACAUUUGCAUGCGCCUGUAUUCGCUGCUGGCGACUUUCAUCAAGCAGCUGGACCCAACCAUGGUGCAGUCCUUGAGAUUAGAAAGACUGCUUAAGUUUUCCGGUAAGAAGCUGUCUGCAGUCACUGACGGUCUUAUCACAUACUUGGAGUCGUCGCAGCAACAGCGGAAUGCUAGCAAAGUGUUGAGAGACACCAAGCUGAUUCCGCGACUUGUACUGGAGGCAGAACAGUUCAGCAAACACGUCAUCCUUCUAGGAACGAAGGCUAAUUUGAACUUUCACCAAUAUUUAUCCUUGGGGACGGCGAGAGAUUUCAAAAUCAAAGCGCCUUUGCUGCAAAGUGUUAUCAAUACAGUCGACCAAUCGAAGGAAGUUGAAGUGGAUGAGUGUGAUAAUAUCAAUGAUGCAGCAACAGAAAUUUUAACACCUUUGGUAAGCGAUGAAGAACAUACCAGCGGUGAUGAACAUAAUAACAGUGAUGAAGAACCACCGAAAAACAAACGCAAACGGGUUUAAUCAUGUU
Molecule: messenger RNA, 4071 nt
Organism: Vanessa atalanta (red admiral)
Lineage: Eukaryota; Metazoa; Arthropoda; Insecta; Lepidoptera; Nymphalidae
Gene: FANCI
Product: Fanconi anemia group I protein
Exons: 25
Coding region: 60-4064 (1334 amino acids)
Biological process (GO): DNA repair
Molecular function (GO): DNA polymerase binding
Source: RefSeq, a predicted model, not a curated record